AUGGCCAUGGCUUCAAUCCCUCACCCACUCUGCCCUCUAACUGGUGCUGAGAUUCAGUAUGCGGCCAAAUUGAUCCAAGGCGCUUGGCCGUCAUCAGUACCCCUCCAGUUCAAGGCAAUCACCUUGAAUGAGCCUGCCAAGCAGGAAUUAAUUCCUUACUUGGAGGCCAAAGAGAAGGGAUUACAUCCCUCAUCGCCCGAUCGCCGAGUAUUCGCUGCAUACUACAUCCGAAAAACGGAACUCUUUCAUGAAGCCAUUGUCAACCUUACUACCGGAAAGGUUGAAAGCAAUGUCAAGCUUGGUGAGCACAUUCACGGCAACGUUGAUUACGACGAGGCCCAAAAGGUGGAGAAGAUUGCGCUUGAGGACCCUAAGGUCCUCGCUGAGAUCAAGAAGCUUGAGCUGCCAGAAGGCACUGUCGUCUGCGCGGACCCUUGGAUCUAUGGAACUGAUGGAAUCGGCGAUGACCAGCGCUUGUACCAGGUGUUUCUCUACAUGAGAGACCCAAACAACUCUUCCGAGGCUGACUCCAAUCACUAUGCCUUCCCUCUUCCGAUCUCGCCUGUGAUUGAAUGUACCGAAUACAGGGUGAUUCGUAUCGAUGUCAUGCCAACCGGUGCAGACAACACCAUCAAACCUAUCAGCCCGUAUCAGCCCAAGCCUCCAAAUGAGUACAUUCCUGAAAGCCAGAACCUCCGAAAAGACCUCAAGCCGCUGCAUGUCAGCCAGCCUGAGGGGCCCAGCUUCACCGUCACGCCGGUAGGCGAGACUGGAAACACCCUCGAAUGGCAGAAGUGGAGUUUCUUUAUUGGAUUCAACCAGCGCGAAGGCAUGGUUCUGUACAACGUCAAGUACGACGGCCGCCCGCUCUUCUACAGAUUGUCCCUCUCGGACAUGAACGUUCCCUACUCUGACCCGCGCCACCCUUUCUUCAAGAAAACAGCUUUCGAUUUGGGCGACGCAGGAGCCGGUGCCACGGCUAACAAUCUUCAGCUUGGAUGUGAUUGCUUGGGAAGUAUUCAAUAUCUUAGCGGAGUCAUCUCCGACGACCGUGGUCAGCCGGAGGCGAAGGACAACUGCAUCUGCAUCCACGAGCAAGAUGCCGGAAUCGGCUGGAAGCACACCAACUACAGAACUGGUCGUGCCGCGGUCGUCAGAUCUCGUGAGCUGGUGCUGCAGUCCAUCAUCACAGUAUCCAACUACGAGUACAUCCUAAUGUUCCUUUUCAACCAAGCUGGCGAAGUUACAUACGAGGUCCGCGCCACUGGUAUCCUGUCUACACAGCCUAUCGAUCAUGAGUUGGACAAGGUGGGAGUUUCUUUCGGCACAGUCGUUCAUCCUGGCGUCCUUGCUGGUCACCACCAACACAUCUUUUCCUUGCGAGUCGACCCCAUGAUUGAUGGCCACACCAAUCAACUGGUUUACCAGGAGGCUCAUAGAAUGCCGAGAGAUCCUAACUGGAACCCCCACGGCAUCGGUUACGAAGUAAUUGAGAAGCCCGUAGAAAGAACGUCGGGGCUGGACCUUGACGCUGAUCUUAACAGAACCUUUAAGAUCACCAACCCCAAUUCACUCAACCCAGUCAACGGCAAGCCGGUAGCCUACAAAAUCAUGGCUCCUCCAUUCCAAAAGCUCAUGGGUGAUGAGCAUAGUUACAACCACAAGCGCGCGGAGUUUGCAGACCACAACAUUUACGUCACCACGCAUCGCGACCAUGAGCUUUACGCAGGCGGCUGGUAUACGAAUCAGUCUCGCGGAGGGACCGGUGUCAGAACUUGGUCGGAACGCAACGAGACCCUCACACCCAACUCCGAUAUCGUUGUUUGGGUGCAGUUUGGUAUCAACCAUGUGCCGAGAAUCGAAGACUUCCCGGUGAUGCCUGUUGAGAUUCUGAAAGUGCAUCUCAAGCCUGUCAACUUCUUUGAUAAGAACCCUGCCUUGGACGUGCCUCCAAGUGAACAAAAGUUCAACCAGAGCACCUUGGUAGAGUCAAAAGACGUUACGAGCAAGGCGGCUGACGGAUGUGGCUGCAACUCUCCAGUUUCUUCCAAACUGUAA
Colletotrichum truncatum is the source of this 2058-nucleotide messenger RNA. Lineage: Eukaryota; Fungi; Ascomycota; Sordariomycetes; Glomerellales; Glomerellaceae. The record is from RefSeq and is a predicted model, not a curated record.